This is a messenger RNA of Penicillium vulpinum, 933 nucleotides long. Its product is annotated as GFA family protein. Bases 1 to 933 code for a protein of 310 amino acids. The record is from RefSeq and is a predicted model, not a curated record. Gene Ontology annotation, molecular function: carbon-sulfur lyase activity. Lineage: Eukaryota; Fungi; Ascomycota; Eurotiomycetes; Eurotiales; Aspergillaceae. The transcript has a single exon.
AUGGUGACUGGGCAGUUGUCUUCAUCGUAUUAUCUCCUCCAGCAUGAACCACCCAAUCUAGAUGGGCUCCAGGAAUACCAACAGUCCAACCAUGUUAGCCGUUUUUUCUGUAAGACAUGCGGUGCCCACGUCUUCACACGCUUGCAGCCUACGAGGCAGUUUCUAGUUGCCUCAGGUUUGUUGGCAGCAAAGAACGUCAUCCCGGUCCGAGCGGUUGAGCACUGGCAAAGCAGCGAUACUGGUGACGGUGGGCUCAGUGCCCUGCUUCCUGGAACAGAGUCCACUACCACUGGUUGCAGGUUAAAUACUUCAACAAGCAAUAGGAGCCUCAACCGAAAAUCAGUAAACUCGGUGGAAGAUACAUCAACAAGCAAGCAUUUGCGGGCACAAUGUCUCUGUGGAGGGGUUGCAUUUUAUAUCACCAAGCCUGAUGAGUCGUCCUUACAGGCAUCUUCGCCAUGGCCAGAUCUCUUGGUUCCAUACCACUCCGGGUCUGGGGCGAAUCCUGACGAUAUCAAAUGGUGGUUACGAGAUGGUAAUACAAAAUAUAUUGCAGGAACUUGUGUCUGCAACAGCUGUCGGCUGAGCAGUGGAUUUCCCAUACAGGCCUGGGCAUUCGUGCCCAAAUCCAACAUCUUUAAUGCAGACGGGUCACCACUUACGUUUGAUGCAGGAACCAUGCGGCGGCAUGGAAGUUCGCCAGGGGUAUAUAGAGAAUUCUGCAGCUGCUGUGGGGCUACUGCCUUUUGGCAUUGUGAUGAACGACCACUGCUAAUUGAUGUGAGUGUGGGCUUGCUCCAGGCAAAUGGUGCUAGAGCUGAGGACUGGUUGGAAUGGGCAACAAAUCGUAUCAGCUUUGCUGAGAUGGCGGUGCAACAUGAUUUGAUUCGGAUUUUAGAGGAGGGCCUCAAGAUACAUUCUGAAGAAAAGUAG